AUGGCCUACAACUACUACAGAAAUGCGCUUCCUGGCUGGGGGACAUCUCAGUUCGGCGCCCCGCCGCCCCCCACCUUCCAACCCCAGCCUGGCUGGGGAGGCAUGGACUACUACCGCGCCCAUGCAGUCUCUCCAGACCCAUCACUCUAUGAUCAUGCCUGGGGACGAGUGAGAAAUUACCAGCCCGGCAUGCACGGACUAGGCGUCGGGUUGAACGAGGCUAGACACUGGCAUCGCCGAGCGUAUGGCGGCUUGGGUGAACUUACUACCAUGAGACCGACAGAGAUUGGACAUGCUGCCGCCUAUGAAGCCUAUCGUACUUGGAUUCACAACAGCUCAAUAUACGAGCCACUGAGUGGGGAUUUGGAAAGGCAGCGUGAAGGCCUGAUAGGCCUCGCAAUCGCUGAAGCUGCGCGUUUAUUGCAGUAUACGCAAUCCCCUUACGAUACUUACGCUAGGACGGAAGCGUCAGAUGCCGCUGCCGCAACCGCAUCGAUCAUCUUCUACCAGUCUCGCGAGGAUGGCCAAGACGAAUAUCGUUCUAGACCUCGCUCCCGCGCUGGCUCGUUCACUGGUGGUUCUGGCUAUGCAUCAUCUAUUGGCGGUGAUCCGUACGCUCUGGAUGAUCCACUACUGUCCUCACGAAGAUACCGCUCUCGUUCUCGCCAUCGUUCCUUGUCCCGUGGCCGUGGCUCUCCAACCAUCAUAAACCUUCCUCCCCAGAUGCCCCCUGGCGGGAUGCCUUACGGUCAGGCAGGCUCUGCCUACGGUAUGCCACCUCCUGUUGGUGGAUAUCCUCCAAUGGGUGGAGGGUAUCCUGGCAGUGCAGGAUCCUAUGGGUCCUUCGGCUCGCCAUAUGGUUCAUCCUUCCCUCCAGAAAAUGCUGCCAUGCAACCUGGCGUUGGCGGGUUUGCUGGUGGCGCUCCAGGAUAUGGGCCUAGUUACGCAGGUAGCGCCUUUGGCGGUAGUGCGUACGGCGCGGGUAUGCCCAUGAUGAACCCAUCCGCGUCGAUGGGCUAUGGUCAGCAGCCGUAUAUGAUGCAGCAACCUAUGAUGGGUGGUAUGCCACCAGCUGCUGGCCCUACUACCGUGAUUCUCCAAUCCAGCAGGCGUAAACAUAGGCACCGCCAUCGAAGAAGUUCCGAUGGAUAUGCCUCCGAUUGA
Molecule: messenger RNA, 1164 nt
Organism: Pleurotus ostreatus (oyster mushroom)
Lineage: Eukaryota; Fungi; Basidiomycota; Agaricomycetes; Agaricales; Pleurotaceae
Exons: 7
Coding region: 1-1164 (387 amino acids)
Source: RefSeq, a predicted model, not a curated record